Messenger RNA from Micromonas pusilla CCMP1545, 2055 nucleotides. RefSeq lists its product as uncharacterized. Lineage: Eukaryota; Viridiplantae; Chlorophyta; Mamiellophyceae; Mamiellales; Mamiellaceae. The record is from RefSeq and is a predicted model, not a curated record. The transcript has 3 exons. The coding region runs from base 1 to 2055 and encodes 684 amino acids.
AUGGGGAAGAAGAGGCCGCCGCGCGAUCCGAACGCGCCGCCGCCGGUGAUGAAGGACCAGGGCGGCCUCGCCGCGGUCGCGCGCGCGCAGGCGGCAUUGAUGCGCGAGAGAGAGGCGAUCUCGGCGGACGACGCGCCGACGGCGAUGGAUACGGACGCCGGGGCGCCUAAGAAGGACAAGAAGGACAAGAAGGACAAGAAGGACAAGAAGGAUAAGAAGGAUAAGAAGGAUAAGAAGGAUAAGAAGGAUAAGAAGGACUCCAAGAAGGACUCCAAGAAGGACUCCAAGAAGGAGAAGAAGGAGAAGAAGGACGAAGCGCGGAAGCCGCCGCCCGCGACGACGACGACGACCGCGCCGAAGAAAUCAGCCAAGCGCGCGUACGUCGAGGGUCUCGCGUCGUCCUCGUCCUCGUCCUCCUCCUCCUCCGACUCCGAAGAAGGCUGGGACGCCGAGACGAGGGCGAAGUACGACCCGAAGCGCUUCGAGGGCAUGACCAACGAAGAGGUCGUCGCGGAGUUCCUCAAGGGCACGGAGCACCUCGACGGCGGCGAGGAAGAGGACGAGCGCAUCAUCGCGGGAUAUAAAAAAUUCGAGUCGGAAGCCAUGGACGCGCAUCUCAAGAAGUACGGCCGACCGCUGCAGUCGUCCGACGCGCUCCACGCGCAGCUCUCCGUCUCCAACGCGGUGCCGUUCAUCACGCGCCCGACCGCGAAGAAGUGCAUCGAGCUCGCGAUCGAGGAGACGCUGUUUCGCGAGUGCGGCGCGGUGGCGGCGCGCGCGGCGGCGUGCUGUAAAGACGUCGUCGUCAAACACGCGCAGCAGAUGGGCGCGAAAGGGAGCGAUCUCGUGAAUAACGACCCGAUCGCGCUCGCGGACGAGAUGCGCAUGCGACGGGCGGGAGACGAGGUCGCCGCGGAGUACGGCGCGUGUCGGUUAUGGGACAUCGUCUGCAAGCACAACGCGCUCGCGUUCGGCCGCGUGCGCGUCGCGCUCGACGACGUGGACGAGGACCUCAAGAAAAAGAAGGCGGAGGCGGCGAGAAAGAAAAAAGAGGACCAGAUGAAAAAUUCCCCGGCGCUCGCGCUCGGGAUCUCCUUCGCGGAUUACUACAAAGCCACGAUGGCGCACGAGUACGCGGAGGACAUCGAAACCAUGCGCGCGGAGGCAAGAAAAAACGACGCCGGGAAGAUGACCGAGGCGGAGCUCAUCGAGCGAGAACGCGGCGACGUCGCGAUGCUCACGCGGGCGCUCCUCGCCGGCGCCGAUCUCAUCCCGGACGUGCAGCAGGAGCUCGCGCUGCAGUUCGCGACGAUCGAGGAGCUCAAGAUGCUCAAGCUCGUCGGCGGGAGCGACGACGAGAAGGAGGAGGAGGAGGAUAGCGCGGAGGAUAGCGCGGAGGACGACGACGUGGACGCGGACGCGAAGGCGGACUCUUCGGGAAAGAAGGGAAAGAAGGGAAACGAAAAGGAGAAGGGGAAGGGGAAGGGGAAGGAGACUCCGAAAAGAGAGAAGAAAGAGAAGAAGAAACCCAAGACGGAGGCGGAGCUGGACGCGGAGAUCGCCGCCGCGGCGGUGAUGAACGACGACGACGACGACGACGACGACGACGACGUCGACGCCUUUUUCGGAGCCGGACGCGCGUACGAGGGCGGCCCGUUGGAUCCGGACUUUGACCCGGACGCGACGUUCGACGAGGACGCGCUACGCGCGAGGACGCCGACGGAGCGAAGCGAAGACGACGACGUCGAGGACAUCGACUUCGGCGACGACGAGGACGACGACGACGGCCUGAGCGACGACGCGUCGAGCAGCGAGGACGACGAAAACCAGACGAAACGCCGCGACGUCACGGAGGCAAUCUUGAUUCCGAAGGGCGCCCCGAAGAAGGGCGGGAAGGCGGCGAAGAAGAAGAAGAAGGACGAGGACGAGGACGAGGACGAGGACGUCGGCGGGUUUCUCGGGAAGGGUGGCGGGAAGUCCGGCGGCGGGUCGGAGUUCAAGGGCGGUUUCUUCGGCGGCGGCGGCGGCGGAAAGAAGGGAUCGAAGCGGAGAUGA